GCCGAAGCCGGAAGCGGCUGCUGUCGGAAGCACCGGGCGAGCGAUCUGGCUGCCGGCCGGCCCCGGGGAUGGCUGGGGACGCGGAGCUGGCGCGGCGCGGUGGGUGGCCGUGGCGGUGGCUGCCGGCGUUGCUGCUGCUGCAACUGCUGCGGUGGAGGUGCGCCCUGGGCGCGCUCCCCUUCACCAGCAGUCGGCACCCAGGCUUUGCGGACCUGCUGUCGGAGCAGCAGCUGCUGGAGGUGCAGGACUUGACCCUGUCUCUGCUGCAGGGCGGAGGUCUGGGGCCGCUGUCACUGCUACCUCCCGACCUGCCGGAUCUGGAGCCUGAAUGCCGGGAGCUGCUGAUGGACUUCGCCAAUAGCAGCGCCGAGCUGACCGCCUGUAUGGUGCGCAGCGCUCGGCCCGUGCGCCUCUGCCAGACCUGCUACCCGCUCUUCCAACAGGUCGCAAUCAAGAUGGACAACAUCAGCCGAAACGUCGGGAACGCCUCUGAGAGCCAGCACUGUGCCGGAAGUCUCCUGAUGGCGGACAGAAUGCAGAUAGUUGUGAUGGUCUCCGAGUUCUUCAACAGCACGUGGAAGGAGGCGAACUGUGCAAAUUGCCUAACAAAAAACAGUGAGGAUCUGUCAAAUAACACCCAGGACUUCCUCAAUCUGUUUAACAAGACUUUGGCCUGCUUUGAGCAUAACCUGCAGGGGCGCACGUACAGCCUCCCCCCACCAAAGAAUUACUCGGAAGUGUGCAAGAACUGUAAAGAGGCGUACAGAACUCUGAGCCUCCUGUACAGCGAAAUGCAGAAAAUGAACGGGCUGGAGAGCAAGGCGGAGCCGGGAACGCACUUGUGCAUCGACGUGGAGGAUGCAAUGAACAUUACCCGGAAGCUGUGGAGCCGAACCUUCAACUGUUCUGUCACCUGCAGCGACACAGUGUCUGUGGUUGCCGUUUCCGUGUUCAUUCUCUUUCUGCCCGUCGUCUUCUACCUGAGUAGCUUCCUUCACUCUGAGCAAAAGAAACGCAAGCUCAUUCUACCCAAACGUCUCAAGUCGAGCACCAGUUUUGCCAACAUUCAAGAAAAUUCCACCUGAAGCCUGCAAAACGGGACUGGACCUCACGCCACGCCAGUCAGUGGUUGGACCACAGCAGAGUGGAGAAGAUGAGCCGUGAUCUGACAAAUCAAAUUCUUAAGAAUCGCUGGGCUGUGAACCUGUAAUUUAUUCUGAAUAAGGGUUCUCAAAUUCCCUUCCUGAGCAUCCCGCCUUUGAAAAUUUCUGUAUUUUUAAUUUUCAUAUGUCACAGCAAUGUGACAUAUUUUAAGGUAUAUCUGUUACAGUAACAAGUGAGGGCUUUUUUUUUUCUUUGUUUUUACAAGAAUAUGAAUGACUACUUGA
Molecule: messenger RNA, 1388 nt
Organism: Rattus rattus (black rat)
Lineage: Eukaryota; Metazoa; Chordata; Mammalia; Rodentia; Muridae
Gene: Ostm1
Product: osteoclastogenesis associated transmembrane protein 1
Exons: 6
Coding region: 69-1085 (338 amino acids)
Biological process (GO): osteoclast differentiation
Cellular component (GO): cytosol
Source: RefSeq, a predicted model, not a curated record